Messenger RNA from Drosophila nasuta, 733 nucleotides. RefSeq lists its product as uncharacterized. The record is from RefSeq and is a predicted model, not a curated record. NCBI's taxonomy places the organism in Eukaryota, Metazoa, Arthropoda, Insecta, Diptera, Drosophilidae.
ACUCGUGUCUUCAACUAUGAAACCGUUCACGUGCAUCUUUGUUAUCCUUGCUGCCCUGCUGGCCGUCAGCCAGGCUUCACUUCAGGGUCUGCUCGGCGGUGGCGGCGGCGGCGGCGACGGUGGAGCUGGCGGCAUUGGCCAGCUGCUCCAGAGCAAAUUGGGUGGACUCGGCGGUGGACUGGGCGGUGGUCUCGGCGGUGGUCUGGGUGGCGGCAAUGGCGGUGGCUUCGGCGGUGUGCUCUCUGGCAAGCUCGGAGGCGGCGGCGGCGGCGGUGGCGGUGGAUACUCGGGCGCUCAGUCCGGUGGCUACUCCGGCGGUUACUCUGGCGGUAACUCCGGUGGUUACUCCAACGGCGGUGGCUACUCCAACGGCCCUGCCGAGAAGGUCAUCAUCGUGAAGGUGAUCAACCAGGGCGGCGCCUCCGCUGGCGGCAACGGUGGCUACUACGGUGGCUCUCAGGGCGGUUCCUCCGCUGGUGGCUGGUCUGGCAACCAGGGUGGUUACUCCUCCGGCGGUGGCUGGUCUGGUGCCCAGAGCGGUGGCUCUGCCGGUGGCUGGAACAAGGGCUGGUAAAUUGCCCAUCCAAUCAAGUUGAAUCCUUCUCCAACCAGGAGGAUAUCACAAAUUCGCACAGGGAGCCAAAAAAAAGCCAACAAACUGCAAUUUUGUACAAAUUGUUUUUUUUUUCACAUAAUUUUUUUUUUUUUGUUUAGUUUUAAGCCGCAAUAAAUA